Molecule: messenger RNA, 1655 nt
Organism: Gadus chalcogrammus (walleye pollock)
Lineage: Eukaryota; Metazoa; Chordata; Actinopteri; Gadiformes; Gadidae
Product: UDP-glucuronosyltransferase 2A2-like
Exons: 2
Coding region: 87-1655 (522 amino acids)
Molecular function (GO): UDP-glycosyltransferase activity
Source: RefSeq, a predicted model, not a curated record
GUCAGGUUGAAGCGGUGUCUUGAAGCGCACCACAUCAAGGCCCACAUCGGAGGAGACUGCAGUGGUUCUGCUAAGGUUCAACGAAAAUGCUCUCUGUUUGGAUAUCCCUCCUUCUCUUCUGUCCAGCCAUUGUGUGGACAGGAAAUGUGCUGGUUGUCCCAGUCGAUGGGAGUCACUGGGUGAACAUGAAAAUCAUUGUUGAAGAGCUUAAUUCAAGGGGCCACACUAUCUCAGUGGUGCGAACAACAGACAGCUGGUACAUCAAGGAACACUCCCCCUUCUAUACUGCUAUUACCGUCAAAUCGGAGAGUGGCUUUGAUGAGGGCUUCAUCACUGAGUUAAUUGCGAAGCUUCUGGAGAUCCAGAGGAACGGAAGGUCUCCCUGGGCACGUUUCAAACUGGAGAUGGAGGAUAUGGAGGCAGCCUCUGUGAUGCACUUAAAGGGCGCCCAAUUGGUUGAGCGUAUGUUUGAGGACAAGCAGUUGAUGCAGUCUCUAAAGGAUGCAAAAUUCAACAUGGUUCUGACAGACCCAAUGAUACUAACUGGUGUCAUGCUUGCCCGCCACUUAGAUCUGCCUUUAGCUUUUAACGUGAGAUGGACGACUCACGGCGAAGGCCAUUUUUCGAUCGCCCCGUCUCCUCUUUCUUACGUUCCAGUGCCAGGGCUAGAGCUAUCCGAUGAGAUGAGCUUCAGCGAAAGAGUUUUGAAUACAUGUUUUUACUGCUUCCAACAAUUUCAUUUUGCCCGAUAUAUCGUUCCACACUAUGAGGGGCUGAUGCAAAAAUACUUCAGCCAAGAUUCCUUUAUGAGCCUGUUUCAAAGAGCUGAUCUGUGGCUCAUGAGAAUAGAUUUUGUGUUUGAGUUCCCUCGGCCCACCAUGCCUAAUAUUAAGUACAUGGGAGGGUUUCAAUGUAAACCUGCUCAGCCUCUGCCUCCACACCUGGAGGACUUUGUCCAGAGUUCAGGAGAGCACGGAGUCAUCAUCAUGUCUCUGGGGACGUUUGUCACAAGCCUGCCCCAGGAAAUAUCAGAGGAGAUCGCCGCCGCUUUUGCAAAACUACCUCAGAAAGUCAUCUGGAGACAUAAAGGUGAACGGCCAGCAUCCUUAGGCAACAACACAUUACUUGUCGAUUGGAUGCCACAGAAUGACCUUUUAGGACACGAAAAAACCAAACUGUUUGUGGCGCACGGAGGAACAAACGGAGUACAAGAGGCCAUCUACCACGGAGUGCCCAUCCUCGGACUCCCACUGAUCUUUGACCAACACGACAAUCUCUUCAAAAUUAAAUUCAGAGGAGGCAGCAAAAUCCUAAAUAUAUUCACUAUUGACAGGGAGAGCUUCCGACAAGGUAUCGAGGAACUCCUCCAUGAGCCCUCAUACAGGACGACCAUGGAGCGACUCUCUAGACUCAGUAGGGACCUGCCAAUGAAGCCUUUAGACUACGCCAUCUUCUGGAUAGAGUAUGUUAUACGAAACAAGGGUGCUGGUCACCUGAGGUCAGAGUCCUACAACAUGCCUUGGUACUCCUACUACUCUGUAGAUGUGAUCCUUCUUUUAUUAGGACUGCUGCUGAUUAUGAUCCUGACCUUUGUUGUGUUAGUCAAGACACUGUGCUCCUGUGUCUGUCGCAGAAUAAAACGCAAACGGGACUAA